Molecule: messenger RNA, 579 nt
Organism: Caenorhabditis remanei
Lineage: Eukaryota; Metazoa; Nematoda; Chromadorea; Rhabditida; Rhabditidae
Exons: 3
Coding region: 1-579 (192 amino acids)
Source: RefSeq, a predicted model, not a curated record
AUGCUGACAUCUUGUUUAGCUUUCUAUUGUAUUAGUGUCAGUUCUCGUAUUUUUAUUUACGGAGUUGGUGUAAAAAUCGGUCGUUUCGAUCUCCAACAUCAUAAAAAACUGAUAAUUGCAUCUACCAUACUUCAUAUAACUAUUACUCUAGCUACACUAAGGACAACAAUUAUAGACGCAUAUGCCAAAGAAGUAUUUGAAAUUCUAUGGAGCCAACUAGGAUUAGGAAUUAUUUGUGGAAUCAGUACGACCGAAUUUUUAGUGGUGUUGACUGGUGGAUUCCGGAGUCUCGAGAGCGAUUCAAGUGACAUACGAGAAUUGAACACAGAAAGAACUGAUAGUGAUUCAAUCAUUGAAUGCAACAUCUGUCUCAUGGAAUUCUCCCCCUCCAGAAUGCCCAGAAUCCUGAAAAAGUGUGGACACACAAUCUGCGAGUACUGUGCGGAUAGAAUACUAAGGAACGGAAAAAUAGCAUGUCCAAUGUGUCAAACUGUAACAGAGCAUUAUGGAAGUAGCUCGAAGCUUACCAAGAAUCAUGCUGUGCUGGAGUUUGUGGAACGGAUCAAGACGGAAGGAUAA